Molecule: messenger RNA, 486 nt
Organism: Solanum tuberosum (potato)
Lineage: Eukaryota; Viridiplantae; Streptophyta; Magnoliopsida; Solanales; Solanaceae
Product: putative F-box protein At1g46984
Exons: 1
Coding region: 1-486 (161 amino acids)
Source: RefSeq, a predicted model, not a curated record
AUGAAACAGACUCCGCCCCUUUUUUUGCAAAUUGCGAGAUAUAAUUACCUCUACCUCCAUGGCCUUGCAUAUUAUUCUCAGUUGAAUGGCGUUAAUGGUUUAUGUUGCAUGUGGGACUCAUUAUCUACCCGACCUGCUGCAAUUUUCAAUCCGAGUACAAGACAAGUGAGAUUUCUUCCCAACAUAGAUGGAGAAUUUUCUUCUUGUAACUAUUCAUUAGGUUUUGAGCCUGAAGAAAAGAAGUUCAAAGUUUUUUCAAGGUACAAAGAAAGACACUGGAUUUUCACUUUAGGCAUAGACGAAUCAUGGAGAGAGAAUAAAAACAUUUCCUUUGCUAUUCCGUAUUUUAAGCCUAGUGUUUGCAUUAGUGGAGUUAUCUAUCAGCUUAUUAAUGGUGAUAUAGCUGCACUUGAUAUUAAAUCUGAAAAAUGUGAAACUAUUGCAUUGUGGAACUCAUUGGCGUUCCCUCAAUAUGGAAUGGUAUGA